GAAUUUGUUUCCCUCUCCUCUGCGCGCUGCUGCUGCUUCUUCUUCUUCUUCCCUCUCUCAAGAUCAAAGAAACACCGGAGGAAAGGAGUACACACGUCGGCCCUAAACCUCCCCACAGAUGGCCUUAAGAGGUGUUUGGCAUCUGAGAAAGCUUGUUGUGAGUUACUCUGAUUGGGGUGGAAGUAGCAGAGGCAUCAGGGCAUUCAUGGAUUCGCGCAUUCCUUCGUUCAAAGAGGCGAAUCCCCAUUUGGAGCUUGAAACUGAGCUCAUUCGAGGACAGCAUCCUCACUUGAAAGCCUUUUGCAAGAACAACAACGAGCGGGUGGUAUGUGUGAGGAACAUGACCCCAGAGGAAGUACUGCUGCAUGCUACUCGGCUGAGGAAUGCCUUGGGGCGGAAGGUGGUGAAACUGAAGACGAGGCAUGUGACCAAACACCUGAGUGUGCAACAAAGAAUCAUCUGCAGUUCUCGAACUCAGAAUCUCCCCAAAACACACUCGUGA
Linum tenue is the source of this 502-nucleotide messenger RNA. The record is from the annotation of a GenBank genome assembly. NCBI's taxonomy places the organism in Eukaryota, Viridiplantae, Streptophyta, Magnoliopsida, Malpighiales, Linaceae.